Molecule: messenger RNA, 3063 nt
Organism: Striga asiatica
Lineage: Eukaryota; Viridiplantae; Streptophyta; Magnoliopsida; Lamiales; Orobanchaceae
Source: the annotation of a GenBank genome assembly
AUGAUGAGUGCACCAAAACCUUGUAUCCUUGCAGCAUUGUUUUCGGUCCUUCUUUUCAUGUCUCUAAAACUAAGCAAAUGUAUCAACUGCCCUGAAGUUGAAAAGCAAUCACUUCUAACCUUCAAGCAAUCUCUGCAGGACCCCAAAAACGUGUUUUCUUCUUGGGAUGCUAAAUUUGAUUGUUGCAAGUGGAAAGGUGUUGUUUGCAGCAACUUAACUGGUCAAGUUCUUCAACUCCAUCUUCAAGGUAACAGUUUAAGUGGCAAAAUAAACUCAUCUUUGCUCAACUUGAAGCAUUUGAAAUAUCUUGACCUGAGCGAUAACAACUUUCAUGAAAAUAUCCCUUCUUUCAUUGGAUCACUCACAAGCCUCGAGUACUUGAAUCUAUCAUUUGCUGGAUUUUAUGGAAAUAUUCCCCACAAUAUUGGAAAUCUUUCCAAUUUGCACGUUUUAAGUUUGGCUGACCAUGGGUAUUUAGCGCUGGAGUUGGAAGUCAAUAGUGUUGAAUGGUUGUCGGGACUUUCUCAACUGGAGCACCUCAACAUGAAUGAAGUGAACCUCAGGAAAGCAACCCACUGGGCACACCAGGUGAUCAACAAACUUCCUUCUUUAGUGGAGCUGCAUUUUAGUGGAUGUAAUCUUAAUUUGAUGGCUCCUCUGAAUGAUGUUAUCAAUAUCAGCCGUUCUAAUUUAGCCACUCUUGAUCUCUCCUACAAUUCCCUGUCUUAUGCCAUCAUCCCUCCCUGGAUUUUUCAACUCAACAACCUUAUCUAUCUUGAUAUGAGUAACAACUCAUUCCAAGGCCCAAUUCCAACAAUGAGCAACACCACAAAACUCCAAUACAUUGAUCUCUCUUGGAACUAUUUGAAUUCGAGCAUUCCACAGUGGCUCUACACCUGCAAACACCUCCAGUACCUCGAUUUUCGUUUCAAUGAACUUUCUGGAAAAAUACCAAGAGAAAUUACAAACUUGUGUAAUAUACAGACCUUGAAUUUAUUGGGUAAUAAUUUGGGAGGAGAGAUAUCGGAUUCAUUUGGAAACAUGUCAGAUUGCUUCUUACGAACAUUGGAAUUUUUAGAUUUGUCAUGGAAUCAGCUCUCCGGUCAUCUGCCUCCUCAAUUUGGAAAAUUUAAGCGUCUUCGGUAUCUUUACCUUAGAGAAAACUCAUUGUCCGGUGUAAUUCCAGUUGAAUUAGGGAAGUUGGUUUCCCUUGUAAGGUUAGACUUGAGUAGUAAUAAAUUGAUGGGGAACUUACCAGAGAGUAUAGGAAACUUGCUUUCUCUUGAAAGGUUAUACUUGGAUAAUAAUAAAUUGAGGGGGAACUUACCAGAGAGUAUUGGGAAACUUGUCAACUUGACUCAUCUUUCCAUAAAGGAUAACAUGUUGGAAGGGGUUGUGACUGAAACCCACUUUGCCCAUCUCUCAAAUUUAAAAAUAUUGGAAGCCUCUGGAAACCACUUGACUUUGAAAGUCAACCCCAAUUGGAUUCCACCAUUCAAAUUAGAGUCGCUAUGUCUAGGGUCUUGGGGCUUGGUAUCUCCAUUUCCGUUAUGGCUUGAGACUCAGAAAGAGAGUAUCUCCAGUCUGGAUUUGUCGUGUACUGGAAUCUAUGGAAAUGUUCCCAGCUGGUUAUGGAGUUUGAGUUAUCUCAACCUUUCCCAUAACCAACUUGACGGAAAGAUUUUAUCCAUUAUUAGUGAUCGUGGAAAUGAUGAAUAUGAUGGCCCCUUACAUAUUUUUGACUUGAGUGCCAACAGGUUUAGUGGUCCACUGCCUCCAGUAAUGACGAGUUCAUCCUUAGAACUCCAUUUCUCCAAUAACUCAUUUUCCGGAGGUCUGUCAGAUUUUCUUUGUGUCAAUACAUCCAAUGUAGGGCUUAUAAAUUUUGCAGGAAACCAUCUUUCUGGAGAGUUACCCGAAUGUUUUAUCAAAUGGCAAUCAUUGCAAGUGUUGAACUUAGGCAACAACAAAUUGUCCGGAAGAAUACCGAAUUCCAUGGGAUUUCUUAAAGAUUUAGCGUCUUUGAAUCUCCGCGGAAACAGUUUCUCUGGACACAUUCCUUCUUCAUUGCAAAAAUGCACGAAUCUAAUGAUGAUUGACUUUGGUGAUAACAGUCUUGGUGGGGACAUACCGAAAUGGAUUGACACAAGAUUUUUCAGUUUGAGAUAUCUCAUUUUGCAGUCCAACAAUUUCAGCGGGGAAAUUAGUCCAUCCAUAUGCCAGCUCACUUCUCUUCAAGUCUUGCUUCUCUCUAAUAACAAACUGUCAGGGAGGCUACCUCAAUGCCUCAACAAUCUUACCACAAUGACCAGUAAAGGGAUUUCUGAUAGGCCAUACUAUUCUGUAUCCUUCGAUUUGGGUAGGCUACGAUCUGUUACAUAUGGAAGAGAAUUUCACGAAAGUGUAUCAAUUGCGACAAAGGGCAGAGAACUCACAUACGACGCCACUCUCUUUUUGGUCAAAAGUAUUGACCUUUCAAACAACAUCCUGUCUGGUGAUAUCCCAAUUGAGAUAACAAGUCUGGUGGAACUCCAAUCAUUGAACCUGUCCCGAAAUCGUCUAACGGGAUCCAUCCCAAACAACAUUGGAAACAUGAAGAAUCUUGUAUCUCUUGAUUUCUCCAGGAAUUCAUUAUCCGGCAAGAUUCCAAGUAGCAUCACAACCAUGUCUUUUUUGAGUAACCUAAAUCUGUCGUAUAACAACUUGACGGGGAGAAUCCCACAAAGCACCCAAAUUGGGAGCUUCAACGAGUCAAGCUUCAUCGGCAACAAUCUUUGUGGCUUUCCACUAAGUAUUUCUUGCAAAAAUGAUGGUAAUGUCCCUGCCCCGACACAGGUGCAGAUUCAAGGCCGAAAAAGGAAUAAGCAAGAGAUUGAUUUGUUUUACGUAUUCCUAUCUUUAGGGUACGCUGUUGGGGUAUCAGCUGUCCUCUCUGCAUUGUUUUUUAAGAAGAAUUGGAGGGAAGCUUAUUAUGCCUUCUUUCAGAAACUGUGGGACCGUGUUUAUGUGUAUUUCGUUAUCCAAUGGAGGAGGCUCAUGAGACUGUUGGGUCAAAACCCCUAA